This is a messenger RNA of Pieris macdunnoughi, 1668 nucleotides long. The record is from the annotation of a GenBank genome assembly. Lineage: Eukaryota; Metazoa; Arthropoda; Insecta; Lepidoptera; Pieridae.
AUGGCUGGGAAAGUGAACAAGUUUGAAACGCCGAGCUCAGCAAGCUCAGAUAGUGACUCUGAAUUAGCAUUGGAGAUAAGUGAGCAAGUGUUUAUUGAUGAUGAGGAUUACAAUCGGGCUCCAGCUUCACCUACUACUGUCCCCAACGUAAGGUCAUAUAGACCUCCUUCCACAGGCUCAAAUAUCCUAAAGUCUCCCCGCGGCAGACGAGUUCGAACCACAUCAAUGUCUCAACCAAAUAAGAAGACCACGGCAGAGAGUAUACUGCAUGCAGACAGAAGAACGAUAUAUACGGCGGGAAGACCGCCCUGGUACAACUGCACUGGAGGACAGGAGGUGGAACCUUUUCUAAUUGGAAUAUGUGGUGCCAGCGCUUCUGGCAAAACCACAGUAGCCGCCAAAAUAAUUGAAUCUCUCAACAUACCCUGGGUUACAAUUGUCAGUAUGGACUCGUUUUAUAAGGUGCUAAAUGAGAAGCAGCAUCACGCGGCGAAUCGUAAUGAAUACAACUUCGAUCACCCGGAUGCGUUUGACAUGGAGCUUCUGGAAAGUGUCCUCCAGCGUUUAAAAGAAGGGAAGAAGGUGGAAGUUCCUAUUUACAAUUACGUUACACAUUCGAGGGAGAACCGUACUAAAACGAUGUACGGAGCGAACGUGAUAAUAUUCGAGGGAAUUCUCGCGUUCUACAACGCACAAGUGUUGAGCAAACUCGAUAUGAGGGUGUUCGUAGAUACGGAUGCCGAUAUCCGACUCGCGAGGCGUUUGAGGAGGGAUAUAGUCCAACGCGGUCGUGACCUAGAGGGUGUUCUCAAACAGUACAUGACGCACGUGAAGCCAGCCUAUCAGAACUACAUAGCACCCUGUAUGGCCCACGCUGAUAUCAUUGUUCCGAGGGGUGGAGAGAACAAAGUCGCCAUUUCACUUAUUGUACAACAUGUCCACAAACAGUUGCAGUUGCGCGGCUUCAAAGUCCGUGAAAAGUUAGCGAUCGCGCACGUGGGUCAGCCCGUACCGGACUCGCUCUACGUACUCAAGGAUACUCCGCAGGUGCAAGGGCUCCACACAUUCAUUCGUAACAAAGACACGCCGAGGGAUGAGUUCAUAUUCUACUCGAAGCGUUUGAUGCGAUUGGUCAUAGAGUUCGCGUUGUCCCUCUUGCCGUACUCCGAACAUCAAGUGGACACGCCCCAAGGAUUCACUUACACUGGUCGUAAAUGCGACGUCGAAAAGAUCUGUGGCGUUUCGAUCCUUCGAGCCGGAGAGACGAUGGAGCAGGCCGUGUGCGACGUGUGCAAGGACAUUCGGAUCGGGAAGAUUCUCAUUCAGACGAACCAGCAGACUGACGAGCCGGAGCUGUACUACCUCCGUCUCCCUAAAGACAUAAAGGACUACCGCGUGGUGCUGAUGGACGCGACGGUGGCGACUGGGGCCGCGGCCAUGAUGGCCGUCCGGGUGCUUCUGGACCACGACGUGCCGGAGGAGCACAUCAGUCUGGUCUCUCUGCUGAUGGCUGAGAUCGGGGUGCAUUCUAUCGCUUACGCCUUUCCCAGGGUGAAAAUAAUAACCUCGGCGUUAGAUCCGGAAAUAAACGAGAAGUUCUACGUGUUGCCCGGUAUCGGUAACUUUGGGGACCGCUACUUCGGUACGGAGCCCUCUGACGAGGAAUGA